UUUGUGGCCUAGAUCCAAUGACAGCUGAUUGCCCCCUGAAUGCCGGUUGUCUUCUGCUUUUUCAUUCGAAGCCCUUCGUCGGAUUGAGCAAUUGUUUGGCUUUGCUUGAUCAAUAAAUUAGCCGCUGCCUAGGGGAUACUUCCGCAAGGUGUUGAGACGAGACACCUUCCGUGUCGGGCCGCACGCAAAUCAGCCCCAGGCAUGCCAUCACACUCGAUCUGGCCUCCGCAGCGAUGACAAACUUUUUGGAUCAAUUACCUGAGCAUAUUAGAAAAAUUGCUGAGAGCGUCAAUGUUCUCACACCAGAGGCCGUGCUGACGACGCCCAGGGUCAAGUUCCUGGACACCCGCACCAAAUCUCUGAACACGCUGGUGGGUAACUGCACGCCGGAUGAUGUGCGCGUGCUGAAGGAUGCGGCAGCCAAGUGGCUGGCGGAGACUCCGCUGUCAGCCGAUUCCCUGUUCAAGCCGCUGGCCAACAUCAAAUGGUCACGGGUGUCCUUUGGCUGCACUGCUCUGGAUCGCUGCACGGGCGGAGGUGUGGUCACGCGGGGUAUAACCGAAAUCUGCGGCGCCGCCGGUGUGGGCAAGACACAGCUGCUCCUGCAGCUGGCGCUAUGUGUGCAAUUGCCGGUCAAGCUGGUUGGCCUUGGCAAGGGAGUGGCCUAUAUAUGCACAGAGGAUGCCUUUCCGGCGCGCCGUCUGCUGGAGAUGAGCAAGGCCUUGGAGGCGCGCUACCCCCAGGAGCAGCUCAACUUUCUGGGCAACAUAUUCGUGGAGCAUCAGUACGAGAGCCAACCCCUUUUCGACUGUGUGAGCAAUCGGUUGCCGCGACUGAUGGCGCAGCACAGCAUUGGCCUGAUCAUCAUCGACUCGGUGGCUGCCAUCUUCCGGCUGUACACGGACUACCUAGAUCGUGCCCGCCAAAUGCGCCGCUUGGCCGAUGCCCUCAUCAGCUAUGCGGACAAGUACAACUGCGCCGUGGUGUGCGUCAAUCAAGUGGCGGCCAGUGCCAGUUCGGAGACCAGGCCGCUGCAGGAUGAAGUGCCCUGCCUGGGGCUGCAAUGGGCGCAUCUGGGACGCACUCGCAUACGCAUUUCGCGGGUGCCCAAGCAGCACAGGGUCAGGGAUCAACUGCUCACGGUACGAAAGCUGGAGAUUGUCUACUCGCCGGAGACGCCCAAUAACUUUGCCGAGUUCCUGAUCACAUCCCAGGGUGUGGUAGAUGUGCCAUCAGCCGAACUAUCCGCCCGCCCACCGGCCAAAAUGCGACGCUUGUGAUUCAUUGAAUUUAUUAUUUUUUAUAUUCUUUUUAAUUUGUUGAAUUUAAAAUGUGUAACGGCGGCGACUUGUUGUUCUCUUUUGCCAUAUUUAGGUUUUUUUUUUUCGGGCUUUUUUUUUUGUUUUGUUUUUUUGUACAAACACUCAAUAAAUAUGUUCCAUUCAAUUGUAAUUUACAGGGUAGCAUAGCUUAGACCUAC
This is a messenger RNA of Drosophila obscura, 1480 nucleotides long. RefSeq names its product DNA repair protein XRCC3. Gene Ontology annotation, biological process: telomere maintenance via recombination; double-strand break repair via synthesis-dependent strand annealing; resolution of mitotic recombination intermediates. Bases 234 to 1280 code for a protein of 348 amino acids. Lineage: Eukaryota; Metazoa; Arthropoda; Insecta; Diptera; Drosophilidae. The record is from RefSeq and is a predicted model, not a curated record. Gene Ontology annotation, cellular component: replication fork; Rad51C-XRCC3 complex. Gene Ontology annotation, molecular function: ATP-dependent DNA damage sensor activity; ATP binding; ATP hydrolysis activity. The transcript is spliced from 4 exons.